Fusarium odoratissimum NRRL 54006 is the source of this 3655-nucleotide messenger RNA. RefSeq lists its product as uncharacterized. The coding region runs from base 281 to 2251 and encodes 656 amino acids. The record is from RefSeq and is a predicted model, not a curated record. The transcript is spliced from 2 exons. Lineage: Eukaryota; Fungi; Ascomycota; Sordariomycetes; Hypocreales; Nectriaceae.
CUGCUGCCUCUGUCAGCAAUUCUCGUAUUUGACCUCCUCUUCCCCUCCCUCAUUUGCGACAACAAACAAGUCUACUCUACUUCAUCCUCUACACAGUCGCAUGUGCAUGUUGUGUCCUCUCGCUUCCUAUAGUAUCAUCGAAAUGCUUCUUUGACCUUGAGAAUUGGCGCGUCUCGACCAAUUCAAGUUCGCUGCCCUUCGUUUCAUCGUACAUCAACAGCAAACGCAUCCCACCAGAUUCAUCCGUGAUAACCGGCUGUCUCAUUUUCCAAUUGACCCAAUGGCGAUAAACAUCUUUUACGGCAGACAACGCCGCUUCGUGUCUCGUCGUUUGACCUAUCUCGUUCUCGUUCUCAUUGUCUUCGCCUAUUCAACCUUGACCCUACUGUCUCCAAAUGCCGCCCAAACCGAUGUUGCCGAAGAUGCCGCAAAAGCAGACGCUUCUAGCAAGAUCAAGACUUCUGUCGAUGGCAUCCGUCACUCGCUCAAGAAAGGCGUGACAGAGCUGAAUCCGUUUCGUGGCCCUGCCCAUCCACCACCGACUCGAGCACAAGAUUCAUACCAAGGUACUUCUUGGUGGGCUGAUUGGAAGUGGUUAUCUGUGCCAUUCUCCAGCUCGCUUACCCUUGACGAGGAUAGAGCACUGCUUCCCCCGCUCCAGGAUCGCCCAUUCAUUUAUUGCUACUACGAUGCAACGGUUAAGAAAUCGAGGGAAGAAAAAGAUGCCGACAGCGAUCUUCUUCUAACGUGGCGUCGCGCUUGGUGGGCUCAAGGUUUCCGACCAACCAUUUUGGGAUCGUCUGAGGCGACUGGAAAUCCGAUGUACCAGGAACUUCAACGGCUUGAGGUUCAGCCCGAACUAAAAGCCGACCUCAUGAGAUGGCUCGCUUGGCAAUCUAUGGGAACUGGCAUGCUGGUGGAUUAUACACUGCUUCCAAUUGCGCACACUGAGGAUCCUCUCUUGGUUUUCCUCCGAAGGGGAAAAUAUCCUGCCAUGACCAGGUGGAAAGGUCUCGAAAGUGCACUCUUUGUAGGUCCCAAGGAAGAAGUCACAAAGACGAUCCGGAGAGUGAUGGACUCGCCCACACUGAAAGCUGCUAAAAGUGUUAUUGAUGCAUCAACAAAGAAUGACUUCAAGGUCGACAAAGCACAAACUGCACUGGUGCAUUAUAGCCCAGAGAUCAUCAAAAAGCAAUACCCCAAGGUCCAUGACAGUAUCACUAAUGGAAGGGCAAGAGGAUUAGGAGCUCUCAAUCGGCUUAUCAACGCCCAUCUUCACGCUGUAUGGCAGAGUAGCUUCCCCGAGGGUAUCGAGGUCCUCAAGCCCUUUCCUGAGCACACUACCGAAAUGGUCACCCCGGCCUUGAAGCUUGCCGACUCCCUAGCCUUCUGCCCAGACAACCCCAUCCCGUCAUCAUGCCCUCCUGGCAUUUCAAGCUGCGCACACUGUGCCGCUGGCACCACAUCUAUGAAGGUCACUACUCCUGAGCAGUAUCAGAAUACGAGCGGUGCGUUUGCAAUUGGGACAGUCCCUCAUCCUUGGACACUUGCGACUUUGACAAGCCUCAAGGAGAGGGUGGACGUUAGUUGGAUCCGGAAAGAGGCACCUCGAGACCCUUGGCUUGAGACUAUCACAAAAGGACUCUUGGGCUCCAAGGUCUCCAGCAAUUCCCGAAUCAUGCACUUCAAACAGGCUGUGGCCGAUGAACACGCCCCGACUCAUGCACUGUGGCUGUCGGCUGAAGCUGAUAUUCCCCCAGAUCUGGAGUGGUACUUUGGAUUCCGCAUUCCCAAGGGCUUGGGAGAGACAUAUAUGGCUAUGAGCGGCAAAAUUGAGCAAGGGCCCAUGCCAGGAAAGGUCAAGGCUGAUAAACCAGCAAAGGCGGAGCGUGCCGCGAAGGCUGAUGGCGACACAAGGCCUGAAAAGCCUCAACCUCGACCAGAGGAUACGCCGAAGGGGAAAGAACUCACACCAAAAGAAAUGCAGGCCAAAGAAAAGGCCCUUCUGGAGCACGCCAAGAAGAUUGUUGCCUUCAAGAAAUCGACCGUUGACACUCGACUACGGGCAUCGCUCGAAGCUUGGAACUUGGCAGACACAGAAGCCUGGAAGUUCGCGCGCGCUUUCCUUGCACGUCGCAGCAUGGAACGGAUUGAGUGGGAGAAGCAAGAAUCCAAGUAUAGCGGCGGUGCUGGCUCUGAAAAGGGACGUAAUGCUUGGAGUCGUUGGAAGGAUUCGAAAGAGCGAGAGUGAAGGAUGGCCAUCCUCGCAAUUCGACACCACACAACUUCUCGACAACAUUUUUGGUUUGCGGCGACUGGUCCUGGGCGUUUUUGGGCGUAUAUAUAAUGGGAUUAUGAUAAUGACAAUUGAGCAGUGGUGUCUUGACGGGAUACUGAAUAGGGAGGCUUGUCGUUUGACUGGAGUGGAGAUGACCAGAGACUUCGGCAGAUUAGGAGAGUCACUCAUGAAUUCAAUAACGAAGCUUUCACCGUCGCCGCGAAACGAGACUCAGCACGUCAAUCAUAAAACGAAUGUGUUUGUGAACUAACUACCUACAUAUCUGAUACCAGUGGGUUCUUCAACAGCAGCAACAUCUUCCAGUCGCCGCCAUCAAAAGCCCUGGCCUCUAAGCGCGGACAGUAUCACCACCCAUCUCACCGCUCAGCUCACGAGAGGUCGGGCCGCGAUGCUCCAACACAGCUGCCUUUCCAAGAGUUCCGUUGGUGUACUUGGAAGGAAAAGUACCAUUUCCGUUCUGAGCGUGCGCGUUGCUCGCGUAAGAACGAAGAGCAAGACGAGCCGAUUCAAGGACUUUCUCGGCGUGGACAACGGCGUCGCGGAGGGCGUUGGCAGUGGGAUCCUCGGAGCGGGCGAGCUGCUCGGCGCGGAGCUGGAUGAUGUGACCGUUGAGCCAGAUACCGUCGAGCUGGGCUUGGGUCAUGUCGCGCGCACCAGAGAUGCGGCCGCGGCAAGAAGGGGUGCCGCAGAGGCAGUCGAAGGGCUGGGCCAUGUGCCAUUCGGUGGAGGGAUAGAAGAACUAGACGUCUCAUGAGUUAUUGGGCAUGAGAUUUGAGGGGUGAGAAUAACGAACUGUUCGCAAGAAUGGUUAAUGUACAGCAAGUCACUGUUCAAGUUGAGAUGAGUGUCGCGGCCGGUCUGAACGGUAGCGUAGGUCGGUUCGCUGGCGGGCGUGCAGGGAGGGAAAUCGAACUUUGCAAAGACAGCAAACGGUGGGAGGGAAACGCGCGAGAUGCUCUUGGUGGUGAAUUCCUCGGGGUUCACGAUGACGACUUCUUGGAUGGCGGGGUGAGAGGGCUGGUGCCAGUGGGGAGUGAGAGGAGCCAUUGUUGAUGGUUUGGUAGCGGGUAAGGCUUGAAUAUGAGUUCGAUCUCUGAAGGUAUGAGUUAGAAUGAGAAUUGAAGGAUAUUUUUGACAGGACUUACAAUCGAAGUUAUAUGAUGUCGUUUUAGGACGGUGUCAGAGAUCGGCAGCGUUGGUGAGACCUCGGUCUAAGUGGAGCUAUAGCUUCUGAAAGAUGAAUUUCGAUCAAUUGAAUACAAAGGUACAAACGAGAACGAGAGCACGAGGAAAUACAAGCAUUCUUAUUUAGUUUCUCAAUAAUCUGCCCACAGCUAAUACGCCCGCAUACGUACA